GAUGUAAUCGUGAUUGGAUCCGGUAUGGGCGGGCUAGCUUGUGGCGCCCUGUCAGCUAAAUACGGUGACAAGGUCCUCGUGCUAGAGUCGCACAUUAAAUGCGGAGGAUCGGCUCAUACAUUCUCCCGUAUGCACAACGGUGAAAAAUAUUCCUUCGAAGUGGGUCCUUCAAUUUUUGAAGGACUCGACCGUCCAAGCCUGAAUCCCCUUCGCAUGAUUUUUGAUGUCCUGGAAGAAGAGAUGCCCGUAAAAACUUACACUGGUCUUGGAUACUGGACUCCCACGGGAUAUUGGCGUUUCCCUAUCGGUAGUCAAAGCAAAUUCGAAGAUCUGCUUAUGGAACAAGCGGAAGAUGGCCCCAAGGCUGUUGAGGAAUGGAACAUGUUACGCAAACGCCUCAAGACACUUGGUGGUUCUACAACUGCAGUUUCGUUGUUGAACCUACGUCAAGAUCCUGGUUUUUUAGCGACAACAGCUGGUAGUUUGCCUUUUGUGGCAACGCAUCCUGAUGUGUUUCUCGACUUGUCGCUUACGUUUGAUUCUCUCCACAAGACGGUUGAUAAAAUUGUGACGGUCCCUUUCCUCCGAAACUUUAUCGAUACCAUGUGCAUUUUCUGCGGCUUCCCAGCCAAGGGCGCGAUGACGGCGCACAUGCUUUAUAUCUUAGAGCGCUUCUUUGAAGAGUCAGCUUGCUAUUCUGUUCCGAUUGGAGGUACAUGCGAAAUGGGAAACACAUUGGUACGCGGCUUGGAAAAGUUUGGUGGCAAAAUCCAGUUGAAUGCUCACGUAGACGAAAUUUUGGUCGAAAACGGACGUGCCGUGGGUGUUCGUCUCAAGAACGGAAAUGUUGUUAAAGCAAACAAAGCCGUGGUGAGCAAUGCCACGCCUUUUGAUACCGUGAAGAUGCUUGGAGAAAAACAAGCACUUCCAGAAGGUGUCGCGAAAUGGAAGGAAGAGCUUGGGAAACUCCCACGUCACGGAGCGAUUAUGCAUUUAUUUUUAGCUAUUGAUGCGAAGGAUCUGGACCUUUCGCACAUUCAAGACCCCGCUCAUUUAGUAGUUCAAGACUGGGGACGUUCUUUACAAGACUCGCAGAACUUGUGUAGCUUCUUCAUUCCUAGUUUACUUGACAAGACGUUAUGUCCGGAAGGCAAGCAUGUCAUUCAUGUAUACUCUUCUGGAGGGGAACCGUAUGAGCCGUGGGAAAAGCUCAAGCCAGGGACACAGGAGUACGACGAUUACAAAAACGAACGCGCUAAAGUUUUGUGGGAAGCAGUCGAAAGGUGUAUUCCAGAUGUUCGGGAUCGCUUGGAAUUUUCCAUAGUCGGAUCCCCUCUUGCACAUGAAGCCUUUCUUCGACGUGAUCGAGGUACGUAUGGAAUGGCAUGGGCUGCUGGUACAUCAGCGCCCCAGGCCGGCCUUCUUCAGAAUAUUCUCCCUUUCCCAUUCCCAAACCUUAAGACACCAGUCGAUGGUCUCUUACGAUGCGGCGACUCCUGCUUUCCCGGUAUCGGAACUCCAAGUGCGGCCGCCUCGGGAGCGAUUGCAGCGAACACAAUGAACCCCGUCGGCAAGCAUUUAGAUUUGCUG
Molecule: messenger RNA, 1590 nt
Organism: Phaeodactylum tricornutum CCAP 1055/1
Lineage: Eukaryota; Bacillariophyta; Bacillariophyceae; Surirellales; Neidiaceae
Gene: CRTISO5
Product: CRTISO5 carotenoid isomerase 5,phytoene dehydrogenase-related protein
Exons: 2
Biological process (GO): carotenoid metabolic process
Molecular function (GO): oxidoreductase activity
Source: RefSeq, a predicted model, not a curated record